AUGCAGUGGAAAGCACUCUCUCUAGCACUCCUCGCUGAGCAUGUCUCCGCCCAAACGCGUAUGCCGAUGUUGCGGUUCAGUUGCUCGCAACUGGUCGUCGAAAGGCUUGAUCCUCUCGUGAACCCAGGCGUGAACCCAUCGCCUCACGUGCAUCAGAUCGUGGGAGGCAAUUCUUUCAAUGCUUCUAUGGACCCAGCGACACAUGACCUCCCUUCAGCUUCAACAUGUACUAGUUGCACUUUCUCCGAGGACUUCUCAAACUACUGGACUGCAGUUCUCUAUUUUCGAGCGCGCAACGGGACGUACAAACGUGUACCUCAGUAUGCAAGCGAAGGACUGACAGCCGAUGGUGGCAUAACGGUCUAUUACAUCGCGGCUCCGGAUGCAUCCGUUAAUGUCACCGCGUUCAAACCCGGCUUCCGCAUGCUUGUUGGUGACGCCGCGGCGACCUCCCCAGGAACGGCACGUAAGGUGUGCCAUCGCUGCAUGCCAGCAACGGGGGAUAACAGCAACCUCAACUGCGCAGCUCCAGAUACCCAGACCCUGCCCACGGGGUUUUGUGCGGGCGGCAUCCGAUCUGUCAUCACUUUUCCCACGUGCUGGGAUGGGAAGAACACGGACAGCCUGGACCACAUGAGCCACGUUGCAUACCCAAGCUCAGCGGCGUCGCAAACAGGUGUCGGUGCAGAGGGUACUUGCCCAACAACCCAUCCCGUUAAGAUACCUCAGGUCAUGUAUGAAGUUAUGUGGGAUACGCGACCGUUCAAUAACAAGGAUCUGUGGCCUGAGGAUGGUUCACAACCAUUCGUCUGGAGCACUGGUGACAAGGACGGCUACUCCCAACACGGAGACUACGUCUUCGGCUGGAAGGAUGAUUCCCUUCAACGUGCCAUGAACCUCCGAUGUGAUGGCGACACCUGCAGCGGAUUGGCAAGUCAGUCCUCAGAGGAGGCGAUGAAAUGUACCAAGCCGCGUGCCGUCGAUGAAGACGUUGACGGCUGGUUUACUGAGAUCCCGGGUGCGGCCAUGACUUCUUAG
Molecule: messenger RNA, 1038 nt
Organism: Diaporthe amygdali
Lineage: Eukaryota; Fungi; Ascomycota; Sordariomycetes; Diaporthales; Diaporthaceae
Exons: 5
Coding region: 1-1038 (345 amino acids)
Source: RefSeq, a predicted model, not a curated record